Molecule: messenger RNA, 1869 nt
Organism: Haemonchus placei
Lineage: Eukaryota; Metazoa; Nematoda; Chromadorea; Rhabditida; Trichostrongylidae
Source: the annotation of a GenBank genome assembly
AUGGACAUCCGAUUGAGGCUGCUCUCAGACGAGAUCGUCGUAUGCGUCUUCAGCCUCUAUUGCCUCAAUGAGCUCUUGAGAUUUGUCGUCUAUGUCAUCGAGAUCGUCAUUCAACAUCCAUGCCCGAAGGGUCAGAACCUCUUGAAGGACGCUAUCUCUCCAAGUGUGGGCUACAGGUGUCUUGAAAGUCAACGUCGUCUUUCCUCGUGGACCAUCACGCUCCUCUACCUUCUCCACUUUUCUGUCCCCGUUCAGUUCGGCAAGCCUCAGCGUAUUCAGGUGCAUCUCAGCCAUCUUCAUGAACACCGGGUAAACGAAUGGAGGAUAAUUGAUAUCUCUCCUACAGUAAAUCCUAUACAAGGCGUUUUCAAGCUGACGUAUGGGUACACCUCCAGCCGGACUGGCCUUCACCAAAUCCCGCUGGAAUCGUUUGUUCAGCACUACAUCUCGGAAGCUUCUGAGGGCAUUAUCUUUCAGCCGGGAAACGCCAGAAGCCUCGUGACCAUUGGCGUUGUCGCUGGUGGUUGCAGAGGAAUCGGUCUGAAACAAUCAGUUCAACUCCGUAAGUGCCACCACAAUAGACAACUAGACAGCUAUACCAACCGGUUGGUGUUCCUCAAUCGUAUCGUAGCGUUCGUCCGUUACUUGUCUCAGGCAUUCAUUGAAUCGGUGCGGCACUUCUGAGCUGAAUUUAGGCGACCAUUCAGCUGCACUCCAAAGAAGCGUUUUCACUUCUUCUAUCCAUGGUAGAAUCGAAGAACAGCCUUCUUUCUGAGCCGCCUUUCGGAGUUCAUUUUCCAGCCAUUUCACCAGAAGCGAUGUGUCAUAAAGAUGUAGGACACGACCCAGUUGUGGUUCCAUGUUUCUCAGCGGUACUGCGAGAGCAGGAUUACGAUUGGUAGCCAGUGAAUACACUGGCAACCUCUCUCUCGAAAUCCACUGAAGUAAACGGUUCAAUGCCUCCACAUCUACUCGGCCACUAAUUUUGUCUGACUCAGAACGAUGAAUAAACUCUGUGUGCAAGAUGAGUUUUGUACGAGUAUCACUGAGGACGGCUUUGCCAAGAAGUGACGACUGGUCCCCUCUGCUGACGCUUCCAUUGGCUGCCAAGCACAGUCUCUCGCCACGCUCAUAGGACUCUUGUACGACCUUCAUUACAUCUCUUCGAUGCAUGUUGUAGACUUGCUCGAUGGCCGUCUUCGUCCAUUGGAAGACCUUCCAGAAGAAUGCUUUCGUGAAGAAGGAUAGGUUCAAUUGUUCAGCCCACCGUUGCAACUCCGUAUAUCUGAGGCCAGUCGUGAUAGCUGCCACUGCGGCUUCCAGGUCACCCAUGUAGGUCUUCUCCUUCUUAUGUUCCACAGCUCGGCGCUGACUUUCCCAUCGUCUCACAUGUGGGUAUCGUAGCGAACAGCUCGAGCAGACGUACCGCAUUACCGCCGCAGUACCGGCAGGACACAGACGACUUUUGGCCAAUUUCUGACCACAUUGCGGACAAAAUUUGAACAGUUUCGUCAGCAUUUCGCCUUCAAUCAAAAAGUAUUGCUUGAGAAGCGCCGGAUCCGUUGCGUCCAGUUCUGGAACAUGCAUGGAAGACGAUUCUGCUGAAGAUCCCGGCGAGUCUUGUGUUGGAUCUUCGGGGUCAAUCGCCAUCACAUCAGAAGAAUCGAGGUCCUGUUUCACGAACAAAGCCCCGGUUACAGGUUUCACGUCCGUCAGAACUGGACACGACGUCCCACUGCUAAGUUCUUCGGGAGCGUCGACACAUUCAAUCUUCGGCUGCCGGAACGGAAUGCCAUAACCACUGUCACUCCCCACCUGACUUUCUUGCUUCAUAACGUCCAUCUGGGAACAAACAUUUUAACGAUCUAA